GCGCUGCUGGUGUUAUGAGAUGACAACAUCGCAGUUUGUGUCUUGUUUGUCAUUUUAAUGUAAUUUCUAAUCUUUCAUAUCUACCUCAAAGUGCAAGAAAAAUAAGUGCAUUUAAUCUAAAUUUGUGAUAUUUAGAGACGCGGCUCAAUAGAGACUUGUAUUAAUUCAAAGUAAAUUCGAAUGCGUCCCUGAGGAAAGUACUUAGGUAGCUCUUGUAAAAAUGGCGGGUGUGUUAUCUUUAUGGUUUCUGUUUUCCUUUCUAUAGGAGAAAGUCAAAGUGGAUUAGUUGGUGAAGACGGCGCAGGUGUAAUCGUUUUUGAUGAAAUUAUCAGAAUGUCGCGUUGGGGCAGAGGCCGAAGCGGCAGUGUGGCCGUGCCGCUCGAUAGUGCCCUAUUUAGAGAAAACAGUAACUGUCCCACAGCUGCCCGGUCCGCGGGUACCGUGGGCAAGUGGGGAAUCACAAGCUUUACUUCCAUUAGAAGCGCCCCUUACGCCUACCAAAGUAAUGUUCACAAGAAACCAGUUCAAGACCAAAAUAGCCCACUGACAGUACCUGCUGUAGAAUCAGAACAGCCACCUCCAAAACCCAAGAAAUUUUUCAAGUCACGUAACACUGAAUUGUAUCCUCCAGUACCUCAAAUUACAUAUGCUCCUCCAGUUCAUCCUGCACCACUUUCUCCUGAACACACUACUAAAGAGAAAAAGACAACUAAGCGAAGCAGAUACAAUAGAGAUUCAUCAUCACCUGAACUACCAAGACGUAAUUCGGAAAAAUCUCGAGGUAAAAAGAAUGCAGUUGCUACUAAAGCAGCGAAAAAAGAGGAUCCUACAGCAGAAAAUUCACAACCACCAAACAAGCGUUACUUAGUAAGAAAUCGUGAUAAAGUGAUUAAUUAUGCAGAGGAUGGAAGCAACAGUCCUAUACCUGAAUUUACAAGAUAUGAGCCAUUACAGCCCAAGGUUUCAACUCCAAAGGCCAGUCCACUAGUAGCCAGUGCAUCACCAAAAGCUAUUCUUAGCCCAUCUCCAGUUAAAAGUGAGGUAGCAAGCCCAUCAACCAGUAAGGAAAGUAAUGAAGAGCGUAAACCACCACCAAUUGUACUUCGUAUCUCCAAAGGUACAUCUAGAAUUGUCAGUACAGAUUCCAAUGAAGGUUUCACCUCCCCUGGAUCAGACCGGCAUUCAUCUAUGGAUAAUCAUUCCGAUUUAGGGUUAGACCAUAAGAAGAGUCCUUCCGUGGAUGCUAUAUGUUCACCUAAACAUGAAGGACUUAAAAUUACCAUAAAAUGUUCUGGUUUCAAUCAAGAAGGUAAGAAAGAAAAAAAAAAAGAGAAGAAAGAUGGCCACAAAUCUCACAAAAAGCACCACAAGGUGUCUUCAGAUGAUGAACCUCUAAAGAAACCUAGCUCUCCACAACCUGGUUCAGAUGCUUAUGAACUUUAUAAAACACUUGCUUCUCCAGCACAUGAACCAAUACCAGAAAAAAAUUCAAACAAAAUUAAGCAGAUAGACAUUAUAGAAUCCCAAUUGGCUAAAUUUGAUUCUACGCCAGAUGACACAAAUGAACCUCUUCCUGAGCCAAAACCACCUGAAGUGGUAUCAGGUAGAUCUCGACGAAAUAGACCCAACAUCAAUUAUAGUGAAAAUGAUGAUGAGGUGUAUGUAGCAGCUGGAAUAUCUAAUAAACAUGUAGCAAAGACUGUAAAUGAAGUUAAAAGAGAGUGUAGAAAGACAAGAAAAAAACAAGAAGGAUCACUUGAUCCAAUACCUAGUAAAUUGCAAGAUGUUCCUCUAGAACCAGAAAAAGAAUCUGAAUCUCCCAUCGAACAAAAUGAAUUGAUUAAUAUUUUAGCAGGCACAGAUAAAACUGAAAGUAUACCUAAGUUAAAAAUAAAUAAGAACAAGAAAAAUAAGCAUGGCCAUAAUAAGCACUCAAGCCCUGAUACCAAUGAAAUGAUUGAAACUGUUAAUGAAGCAAAUGACACUAAUGAAGAAUUAAAUUCUGAGCAACAACCUACAGAAGUCAAACAACAGGAAGCUACAGAAGUGCAAAGCCAGACUCAGACUCAAUCUACUGACUCUGCAUAUAAUAGUUGUCCCAAUGAACUAUCAGAAGAAGAAGUGCAGAAGCAAUCUCAAGAUGUGUUUAAGUCACCUCACUCUGAAGAACAUAAUGAAGAGAAACCAAGUGUUAAAUUAGUUAUCACAAAGAAAAAGGGAUCUAUAUUCAAAAGCAAAUCUUUGGGUAAUGAUAAUCCAUCUCCACUGCCUGCUCGUAAAAGACGACAUCUUUAUAAACAUGAAUGGGCAAAUGAUAAGGGUAAUGAGACUCCAAGACCUGAGCAACCAGAAACAACUGAAGUCCAGAAUCCAGCCAGUCAAGUAUCUGAAGAGCUUACCAGAGUUACUCGCUACAGGGCAGCUGAUCCAAUUAUAGAUGACCCAAUAUGUAAUGAACCUGUUAAACCGUACACCAGUGUUAGAUGUGCAAAGGAAGCUAAGGAGUACUACACUGUUGUGAGGAAUGUGAAGAAAGCUCAUCAAAUCCAAGAGAUAGGUGAAUUCCAAGAAUUUAAUGAUGAUGUUGAAUAUCUUCUAGAUGCUUUACAGGACAACAAUCCAAUGUCGACACGUUGCCUGUCGGCCAUCACGCUGGCCAGUAAAUGUACGGCGCCCGCGUUUCGCAUGCACCUGCGAGCGCACGGCACCGUGCAGAAGUUCUUCAGUGCUCUACAUGAUGCUACUAAUGAUCAGAGCUUGGGGCUGUGUACAGCAACAGUUAUGUUUGUACUAUCCCAAGAUCGUCUCAAUAUGGACUUGGAUCGUGAAUCACUGGAACUCAUGUUGAAUUUACUGGAGUCUGAUGCGUCUCACAAGAAUGCUCUGGAUGACUGUGGCUUGACAUCAGCACAACUUGCUAAGACACAAGAGAGAGUUCGGGAACUAUGUGCUGAGAUCAAAAAUCAAGGAAAAGCUAAGCAUUUAGAUUUGGAUAAUAUUACUGUGGGGCAUUUAGCCAUGGAGACACUAUUGUCUCUGACGUCGAAACGCGCCGGCGAGUGGUUCAAGGAAGAACUCCGCAACCUGGGUGGCGUGGACCACAUCGUGCGCACCAUACAGGACUGCGCCGAGAAGCUGCAGGCGCCGGCCGCCACCUGGACGAACACACACCUGGAUAUAUUGAGGAAGGCUGACCGGUGCAUGCGGGUUUUGGAGAAUGUGACGCAGAUGAACGAGGCGAACCAGCAGCACCUGGUGUGCGGCGGGCUGGGCGCGGCGGGCACGCUGGCGGCGCUGCUGCGGCGCUGCGUGGGCGAGGCGCGCGCGCACCUGCCGCUGCGCCACGCGCUGCUCGACGCGGCGCUGCCCGCCGUCAAGGUGCUCGUCAACCUGUCGCACUCCUUCGCCCCCAACGCAUCGUCGAUUGGAGCUCAGGUUGUUGGUGAACAACCAUCAGUCAUGGAGAUGUGCUUGAUAAUGUUGAACAAUCAGGACAACUUUAUUCCAGACUCAAAUAACUUUGACUUCUCUGUCUGUGUGUUAAUGUUACUAAUAAACCUAGUACAAAACAACGACGUGAACACCCAACGGUUGCUCAGCGUACGGAUCCGUGUGGACAACGAGAACGAUAUCAUAUCGCGCAGCGUGUCUGCACUGGAUUUGAUUAUCGACUUGUUCCAUAAACGAGUCGAACUUGCCAAGCGAGCUGAAGAAAAUACGGACGCCAUACUUGAUGGCAAAAAGGAUGGCGAGGACAGUGAUAACAAGAAACAACCAGAUGACAUUGAUGAAACUGUUGCUAAACUGCUGGCGCGCGCGGGCACGCACAUGGAGCACACGAUGGUGGGCGCGUACCUGGCGCUGCUGGUGGGGCAGGCGGCGCUGGGCGCGGGCGCCUCCCCCGUGCGCGCGCGCCUGCCCAGCUACGCGCCGCUGCUGCCCACGCUGCGCAAGUACUUCGCCUUCCUCUCGCUCACCGCCAGCGCGGAAGCGGCGAUAGUGGCGCACGUGAAGUCGACGCAGCGGAUAAUCCAGUUUAUGGAGAACAGCGACAAGGAGGGCGAAGCUCCCGCCCCUGCCCCCGCACCUGCGCCUGCUCCAUACUACUCGGGCUACUACCAGACCUCACCCUCCGAUGUGCCUCAGGACAUGUCGCUGAGCAACCUCAACUACGGAGCCAACUAUUCUUCCGGCUCCGACAGGAUGUCCUCCUCCAUGGAGGUCGACGGCUACCAUUGAGUAGUGGGAAUGACGUGUGCUCGACAAGCGUGGACAUGUCUGUGGACAUUGUGACAGUAUGCCCGUGGUUGGCGGUUACCAUUUGAGACUCUAGCCGUGUGACAAAUGCUCGACAAGUAUGGAAAUGGAACCCACUUUGGCGUUUACUUUUUUUAAACGCUUUCGAAUUGAUGCAUGUGGAUUUGCAUCAAUUUGAUGUGUUUAAAUUUUUUAAGUGUAAAUCAAUUUCGAUAUUUUUGCUUGAAUAGAUAAUAUUGGUUGUAAGCUAGUGCCGGAUUUAAUAGGUUUUUAAUAUUUAUUCAACCAUGAGUAUAAAUACUGUCUAAUAAGUAAGUUUUCUAAUAAAAUGCUCAAAGUUGGUUCUAAUUUUCAUACUCUUUGCAACCAUAUAAUUUUAUGUGAAAGGCUAGGUACCCUACUCCGCUCUGAGUUUGUAAUUUACAAUUUUUAAAUGGAAUCUUCAAAAAUCGUUGAUCAUGAACAAGAAUACUUUAAAUGUGUAUGGGUCUGGAUACCUCGCGUUUACUCAAAUACAUAAUAUAAAGUUAUGUGUGUUCCAUUUGAAGCAUUAUUGUACACGGCUCAAAGCUUACGCUGAGUACUAAAUGUGUUUUGUUUUUGAAAUUUUAUUGUGUGCGUGUGAUUGGGAGACUUGUAAAUAAAAUCUAAAUCAAUUUUAUGUAUAGAUAAAUCAUGAAAACAUGCCAUUCGUAAUGUUAGAGUUUGUUUCCGUAUAAUGAAUUGUUACAUUGUUUUUAGUACCUCAUCUUUUGUAAUAUUCCUUUGUCGCCUUUGUAAAUAGAUCCGCAUUAGAUAGUUGAGUUGGAUAUGGGUUAUGAUCUUAAUGAAAUUGAGAUAUUUCCGAGUUUAAGCCUUUACUGGCAGUAUAAAAGUGCAAAGAUAGUCAAUAAGUGUAUAAUAGAUGUGAAUUCUGUUAUGUGAAUAUGUAUGCACUUUUUGUAUAGAACUGAGAGUUACAAUCUAUCGAGUAUUGUUCUCACGAGGCACAAUUCUUUGUAACUAAAUAAGUAGCUAGUUAAAAAGAUCGACUCUGAUCGACAUACACUGGAAAAUAUAGCAUUAUGUGACGCUGGUCGGAACGAGACGGAAUGUUUUCGCAAUGUACAAACACUGUUAAUUACAUGAGAGACGUUUUAAAUAAAUAGGACAAAAUAUCAUGACCGGACUUUUAAUUACAUGGUUAUUUUAUCGUUGACAUCUGAAAAGAAUAUGUAGACAAUUUGACUGAUCGCUUCCAUUUCACUUGUAGUACAGGCCGAUUAAGGAAAGCUGGCAUCUUCACAGUACUCUUAUGCAAUUUUACUAUACAGUAUGUUCAAAAAUAAAUGCGACUCUAGUUUAAUUGUAGACUUGAAUUGUAAAAUCGGUGCGUUGUAGAUAAAUAUAAUUAUGAAAGCUCUCAUAAUUUAAGUAUAAUAAUAUGUAAAAUAAGUAAAAAAAUAAUCUUAUCCGCGUGCCGCGAAGUAUCUCGUCGAAUACCGAACGUCUUUGUUUAAAUUACAUCAUUCUGUAUUUAUAAACAAUUGCAAAAUAAAAACAAUAUUGAUAUGAAUAAAUAAUGAUGCGUAUGCAGUAUGACGUCACGCCGCGCGUCUUCACAGACACUACACAUUGCACGUGAAAUACACGUGCAAUGUGUAAAUGUGUUGACGUUACAGCUCUUAAUCGGCCUGUAUCUGUGAUAUUUCCGUACUUUGAAACUUUCUCUGCCUGCAAUAUGUUGACGAACAAAGCAUUCACAUAGUAUUUAUUGAGGUUGAAAUAAUUGCUUUAUAAUUUAUGUAUAUUGUUGAAUAUUGCAUCAGAAUGAAUUGGUUAGUUGCUAGUUUGUUAUAGUGAAUGAUAGCCUUUAUGAAUAGCUUAGGGUUGAAAGAAAUUGAAUCCGGAUAAUUAAUCUUUAUAAGAUUUGGAGAAUAUUUCAAAUUUUCUACACUAUUAUUUUUUAACUCCAUCACAAUUGUUCUUAUUUUUUAUUUAUUUUGCUCAUUACAUAAACGUUUGUAGCUUUAAUUAUUUUUGAGGAUAGUUUUAAUGUUUCUUUUCACGAGUAGUAAUUAACACGAUGGCACCCUACUUAAUAAUCUUUUAAUAUUCUGAUUCUGUGUCCCAGAUUAUAAACUAGUGUUGGGUAAAUUAUUUAGGUACAAUUUUAAAGAAAACAUAUUUUGGGGAAAUCUUUUUAUUGAAUUAAAUAGCUUCUAGUUUAUCUUUUAAAUGGGUAUCAAAUUCUCAGUCUUAACAUGUAAAAUAAUUAUAUUUGUAAUGUAUAGGGAAUUUUGUGUGAAUGCCUCCCGAUAGUAGUCGGUUUUGUGUUUUGUGAAAUUCAAUAUAUUACACACUAUGUAGAGUUGACAGCUUUAUUAUAUAGACGUACAUACUUGCAGUCAUUUUAUUUGUGUUAGUAUAGCCUGACUUUCGUACCUAAAUUCGCGGCUUAUUAUAAUAAAUUGACUUUAUAGACUGGAUUAUUCGUUGUACAGUUUUAUUCUUAUAUCUAAAUUAUAUUUUACGUAAUUUAUUGAACUAUAGUUGUAUGAAUUUUGCUAUGUACGCGUUGCGUUAUAUCUUGUAUAUCACAUAUGUUUUCUAUAUUAUGUUGUUAGCCUGUGUCGAGAGUUUGAUAUCUUGAGAAAUUAUUGUAAAUGUAACGUGUAAUUAUGUUUUAAAGUAUUACGUGUAAUUAUUAUUAAAAGAAGGACAAAUAAAA
Colias croceus (clouded yellow) is the source of this 6967-nucleotide messenger RNA. It is a transcript of the gene wapl, whose product is annotated as protein wings apart-like. The transcript has 15 exons. Bases 241 to 4239 code for a protein of 1332 amino acids. Lineage: Eukaryota; Metazoa; Arthropoda; Insecta; Lepidoptera; Pieridae. The record is from RefSeq and is a predicted model, not a curated record. Gene Ontology annotation, biological process: regulation of chromosome condensation.